Pogoniulus pusillus (Red-fronted tinkerbird) is the source of this 1551-nucleotide messenger RNA. RefSeq names its product thymidine kinase 2 (gene TK2). The record is from RefSeq and is a predicted model, not a curated record. Bases 62 to 916 code for a protein of 284 amino acids. NCBI's taxonomy places the organism in Eukaryota, Metazoa, Chordata, Aves, Piciformes, Lybiidae. The transcript has 10 exons. Gene Ontology annotation, molecular function: ATP binding; deoxynucleoside kinase activity. Gene Ontology annotation, cellular component: cytoplasm. Gene Ontology annotation, biological process: nucleobase-containing compound metabolic process.
GCGCGGCGGGCGGAAGCGGGGCGGGCCGCGCCGGUGGCCGUGGCCGCGGCGGGGAUGGGACAUGUGGCGGCUGGGGGCCAGCUGGGCGCGGCCCGCGGCGCUGCGCGGGGCCCGGGCUCGGCGGGGAGCGGUAACCGGCGUCCCCGGAGCCGCCUGCGCGGGCGGAGUGGCCGCGGGCUCCUCGGCGAGCGGCCUGGCGCUGCGCUCCCGGCCCGGCCCCAGCGGCGCUGGCGGCUAUAAACACCUGAUAAAAGAAGAUGACAGGAAGACAGUUAUCUGCAUCGAGGGGAACAUUGCAAGUGGAAAAACAACCUGCCUGGAUUACUUUGCACAAACCACCAGCAUCGAGGUUUUGACAGAACCAGUGGCUAAGUGGAGGAAUGUCCGUGGUCAUAACAUCCUGGGCUUAAUGUACCAGGAUGCAUCAAGAUGGGGGAUAACUCUGCAGACUUACAUCCAGCUGACGAUGCUGGAGCAGCACACCAAGCCCAUGGUUGCCCCUGUGAGAAUGAUGGAGAGGUCAAUCCACAGUGCCAAGUACAUCUUCGUGGAGAAUCUGUACCGCAGUGGGAAAAUGCCAGAGGUGGAUUAUGUUGUCCUGAGUGAAUGGUUUGACUGGAUCCAGAAGAACACUGACAUUUCAGUGGAUUUGAUCGUUUAUCUGCAGACUUCUCCUGAAGUUUGUUAUGAGAGGUUAAAGAGGAGAUGCAGAGAAGAGGAGAAGAUCAUUCCUUUGGAGUAUUUAGAAGCUAUCCAUCAGCUGUACGAGGAGUGGCUCAUCAAACACACACUGUUUGAAGUUUCCUGCCCAGUGCUUGUCAUUGGAGCUGACCACAACAUGCAGAAAAUGAUAGAGAAGUAUGAAGAAAACCGGGACCAAAUCCUGAACCCAUCUAACAGGCAACAGCAGUUAUAGGAGUCUGCCACUGCUGCAUUUUAAACACAUCAAGUCUGAUCUGGGGACAAUUUGGGGUGUUUUUAAUAUUUAUAAAUAGUAGUUUGCUGCUUUUCUUCCUUUUCAGUUAUGGUUUGUAGAAUGUUGUGAACUUGCUGCUCUGAGAUGUCCAGACCCAAAUCCCUAAUAGAAUAUGAACAUCUCUUUUCUGUGAUUAGGUUCUCUGCCAGCUUCCCUGUGUCAGUUUUAGCCAGCUAGAAUGUGGCUUUCUCUCUCUUUUCCCACUUUGCUGCUUCCUCUAAAGCAACCUAAGUCUCUUCUCACUCUUUCUUUUUCUCCAGACAACCCUAUUUUUGUAUUUAGAAAGAAAUAGCUCCAGCAGAGCCUGAUGGGGUGGCAGCAGCAGAAUAUACAGGAAUCAUUUCUGGAACUCAUUACACAUGACAGGUGUGCUGGACACAGCAUCUUUAUUCAAGGGUUUGCUGUCCCUUCCCAUGUGUAGUUUCUGUGCAGAGGAAGGGUGGGGGGGGUAUUUAAUACUAGAGAAUGAAACAACCCCAAAGAGGUUGUUUGUUCUAUGUCAUAAAUGUGAGAUGUUUGCAGUCUGCUCUAGCUGUGUAAAUUAAAAUGAAAAAGAAUCCUGCAGUCACCAUAAA